Acaulospora morrowiae is the source of this 1872-nucleotide messenger RNA. The record is from the annotation of a GenBank genome assembly. Lineage: Eukaryota; Fungi; Glomeromycota; Glomeromycetes; Diversisporales; Acaulosporaceae.
AUGUCUUUGAAUAAUCGCAAAGCAUCUAAACUUCCCACAAGUCGCAUCCAGGCUGUUCUCAAUUCUCCGCGUAAAAUAAAAAAUGCUCAGGCACCUUCAGUUAAAAGACCUGUUUCUUCUACCUCCAUUAGUGUGACUCGAGAGCCUCCCGGGGGAAAAUGCAUUGGAACUAAAAAUAAGACCAGCACAUCCUCUUUGAAAAGGAAAAAUAACGAUACUACCAAGGAAAAUGGGAGAAACGUGCGUUCAAUUCCUUUUGAUUCGGGUCGCACGACUCAAAGAGCACCAACAGGCGGCACAAAAAAAAGCAUAAACGUCCGCAGUCGAAUUCAAUAUCCACCACCGCCACCACAACCCCCUUCACAAGCUGAAAUCUUGCAAGAGAAAAAUGCUAUACUUAGAGAUGAGAUUCAACAGUUGAAAAAAGAAAGAGAUGAAGUAACCACCCUAAAUAUACAGUCUAGAAAUGAGGUCCAAGAGAUGAAACGUUCGAAAGAUGAAUACAUUGCAGAAAUUGCUAAGAUAGGAGUGCGAGUAGAUAAUGCACAGGCUCGUAAGAGAGAGGUCGAAGGCAAGAUUUCUGAUUUGAGAAAAAAAUGCGAAGUUUUAUCCGAUGAAAAAUUCGAAUUGACUUCCCAAGUUGAAAUUUACAAAAAAGAAUUUGAAACAGCCCAAAACUCCAUUCAGGAGCAAGAUGAAAAGAUGGAAUACAAUUUAAACUUUAGUCAAGAACUAACAACCAAACUACAGGAACACGAGUAUCUUCGGCGGGAUCUACACAACCUUGUUCAAGAUCUUAAAGGAAACAUCCGUGUUUUUUGUCGAGUUCGACCACCUCUUGAAUCAGAAAGUGAUGAUCUCGCAGAUUUAAAGUACCCUAAAGAAUCACCAGUUAAUAGAAAAAUUUCCCUCACUUCAACAACAACUAACUAUCUAGGAAGAAAAAAAGAAAGGUUGAAAGAUUAUGAGUUUGAUCAGGUGUUUGGUCCUGAAACAACGCAGAAAGACAUUUUCAAUGAAGUUGCGCAUAUAGUUCAAUCGGUCGUAGAUGGUUAUAAUGGAUGUAUUUUUGCAUAUGGUCAAACUGGCGCGGGUAAAACCUAUACAAUGGCAGGUCCUAAUAAUCCAACGCCUGAAACCGAAGGAAUGAUUCCACGUGCAGUUCGCCUGAUCUACGAUCUCAUACAGAAUCUCAAAGCACAAUGCUGGGUGUUUAAAAUGGAGGGUCAAUUUAUUGAGAUAUACAAUGAUACCAUACGAGAUUUGCUUUCCACUAAUCCUUCCCAUUCCAAUGGCAUAAAAUAUAAACCGGAACACGACGAGAAUACUGGAACAACAAAAAUUUUGAAUGCUAAAACUGGCAAGUUCACUAAUCGAAUAUUGUUCGAUAAAAACUUUGUGUUAGUGAACCUCGAUUCCCCCGAUACCCUCAACCGAGCAUUAAAAAUUUCCGCCCAGAAUCGUGCCGUUGCUGCGACGAAAUGUAAUGCGCGAUCUUCGCGCAGUCACAGCGUCUUUAUGAUUCGGUUGACUGGAAUUAAUGAAAACCUCAAAGAACAACGAGUGGGUUCAUUGAAUCUAAUUGACCUUGCAGGUUCAGAGCGACUCUCCAAGUCAGAGUCUAAGGGUGAUCAACUACAAGAAGCUAAGUACAUUAACUCGAGUCUGAGUCACCUUAAAACCGUGAUUGAAAAACUUAGAAAAGAUUCGAAUCAUGUGAACUUUCGCGAUUCUCCAUUAACUUGGCUUCUGAAGAAUUCUCUUGGUGGGAAAGCCAAAGUCCUCAUGUUAGUCAAUAUCUCUCCAUUGGAGUCAUCACGGUCUGAAACCGAGAGUAGUCUUGAUUUCGCAACGUGUGUAAAUGCUACGCAU